Messenger RNA from Chara braunii, 2355 nucleotides. Lineage: Eukaryota; Viridiplantae; Streptophyta; Charophyceae; Charales; Characeae. The record is from the annotation of a GenBank genome assembly.
AUGGUCGAUUCUUUGGAACCCCCUCAAACUCUGUACGAAGGAAUCACCCCUCUCCUCGCCCGGUACAACGACAAGAAGCAUUACUGUGACAUUAUGGAUCUACCCAAGUCCUUACUAACCGCGACUAAAGAAGUGAGAUUGUUACGCUUGGGGGCGGAAGCAAGCUCUCUGGAACCCCCAUGGCGUUUUGAAGCGGAAACAAACGGACUGGGGAUAAAGAUCGCAACUAAGGAAGUGCCAUGGCAGGAUGUUUGUGACGGGAUUACCCUGGAAGGACACGUGGCAAUCCGAGAAGAAGAUGCUCAGAUGAUGGCCACGGUGUUCUCCUGGCGAUCGGAUCAUUCAGUCAUCUCGGCGCCUCCACCCGACUUGACAAAACAGGCGAACACGAAACAGAUUGACGUUCGGAUCUGGGACCAACUCUUUGAACUGCACGUUCCACAAUAUGUGUCGGAUGAAAUCCACCGGUGGGUUCGGUGUCCGAUGGGGAUUUGCAAUGCGCCUGCCGCGUUUCAGCGAGCGAUGAACAUGACGUUCCAGAACUUCGUCAGCAAGACACGGCUGACGCAAGGAAUGAUUAACUUUUGCAUGAUCGUGUACAUUGACGACAUCCUGGUCUAUUUGGAAACCUAUCACGGACACGCGCAACACAUCGAAUGGACACUGGGUGCAUUGAGAGACGCUGAGUUCAAGAUUGCGCUUGAGAAGAGCGAAUUUUUCGUCUCGGAAAUUUCGUUCUUGGGCUAUGUCGUGACACGUGGAGGAUUGCGGCCGGAUUCGAGAAAAGUUUCGGCGGUGAAGGAAGCUCCGGUUCCUACGUCACUGACGCAGGUUCGAGCCUUCUUGGGACUGGCGUCGUACUACCGGCGCUUCAUCAAGGGCUUUGCCGCGAUUGCACGACCACUAACGAAUCUGCUACGGAAGGACCAGCCUCUCARCUGGGACGCGGAGUGCCAGCAGGCCUUUGCAACUCUCAAGGACGCUCUGGCAACGGCCCCUAUUUUGAUUCGAGUAGACCCCUCGAAGCAGUUCAUUCUCGUCACGGACUGGCAACCGGAAGCUAUUUCCGCUAUUCUAGCGCAGAAGGGGAACGGUGGUCGCGAACACGUCAUCGAGUAUGCGUCACGAACCGUACCGGACGAACGAAGAAACGACUCCACACCUCAGGGUGAGUGUUAUGCGGUAGUUUGGGGAAUCCAACACUUCCAUCCGUAUCUCUACGGACAUAAGUUUCGCCUCGUAACGGAUCACGAGCCUCUGCUGGCGCUGAAAAAACUCACCAACUACACGGGCAUGAUUGGCCGUUGGGCAGUGCGACUACAAGAAUACGACUUCGAUAUCGUCCGUCGAAAGACAGAGCGACACGGCAACGCGGACGGGCUGACACGUCUGCAUCGACCUGCCAAGGCGUGGAGGACCAACGUGGCGGGAGAUCUUAUGGGAUUCGUCUUUGGAGCCCGAUCACAGAUCGUGCGCGAACUUACGAUCGUGAUCGCGCGAUUGGCUGACGAACUCCCUCUCGACAUCAUCUCUCAGAGCGACGAAGAACCCGUGCCACAUACCCUCUCAAGGACUCUCGCCCCGAGCCUCCAGUGGUCGGCUUGUAUCGAGGAGYGCUGGGCGGAGGACCGUUUUCCCUCCCGUAGCGAGUACCUGGACGUCCACAGCCUGACUAAUCCCGGCUUCUUUCGGCAACCAACGACGUUCGAGUGGGCGGCGCUGAGAGCAGAAGAGGAGGACGAAGAGGAAUCGGAAGGAGAACUGAGAAGGGAGACUGGGGAAGCAGCGGCUCGAUUGGCUGAGGACGAAGAAGAAGAGCGCGAAGUAGAAGAAGAGUCGUCAAAAGAAGAAGAAGAAGAAGCAGAGGAGGAGACUUCGGAGGAAGAGGAAGAGGCAGAGGCCUAUAGCGAGUACAGCGAGGGCGAGCAAAGUGAGGAGGAGGACAAAGAUGACGAAGAAGUGGAAAGCGGGGGCGACCAGGAGCCAACGCACGACGAGCUCGAGUGGGUGCCAGGACCAGAUCGGCGAGAGGAGAACCCGGAGGCUGCUGCGCAGCGCACGAAAGAGAUUGCGGAAGGAAAGCGGCUGGCGAUCGAUCCCGCACCGAACGAUCCUUUCAAGGAUCCCGAGCCGCCCAAGCCGGAACAUGGAGACCUUGCUGCCACGACCUCAGGAGCCGCGGCGACAAGGCGCCGAUCCCGAUCCCGAUCCACGUCCCCCUCCGCCUCCGCCCGUCCCCCAAUUCGUCAACGUGUCAAUGAGGGGCUUAGCCCUUCGUCCCCGAUCCAUAUACCACCAUCCCCUUAGCUAUCUCUCUUUCAAUCAGUAUUUCCAUCGCGUCGUCUACCCCCGUAA